GGCGACGAAGGGACGUCGCGUCACUGCGCCGGGUCUCGAGCAGCUGCUGCGGAGCCGCCGGACGGACCGCCGCCCCCGCCCGCCGCGCCAUGGCCGAGAGCGACUGGGACACCGUGACAGUGCUGCGCAAGAAGGGCCCCACAGCCGCCCAGGCCAAGUCCAAGCAGGCCAUCUUAGCAGCUCAGAGACGAGGAGAAGAUGUGGAGACUUCCAAGAAAUGGGCUGCGGGCCAGAACAAACAGCACUCGAUCACCAAGAACACAGCCAAGCUGGACCGGGAGACGGAGGAGCUGCACCAUGACAGGGUGACCCUGGAAGUGGGCAAAGUCAUCCAGCAGGGCCGGCAGAGCAAGGGGCUCACGCAGAAGGACCUGGCCACGAAAAUCAACGAAAAGCCGCAAGUGAUCGCAGACUAUGAGAGUGGACGGGCCAUUCCCAAUAACCAGGUUCUGGGCAAAAUCGAGAGGGCCAUUGGCCUCAAGCUCCGGGGGAAGGACAUUGGAAAGCCCAUCGAGAAGGGGCCCAGGGCGAAGUGAGCACAAAGCCUCGAAAUCAGCGUGUGCCAGCUGAUCUCGUCUGGCUGGUGCCCUCAACUGCCAGCACCGACGUGCGCCUCCUCGCUUGGCUGAGCGGAGCGCGGGGUUAGGCUUGCGGGCCCCUCCCCAACCCACACCUGCUGUCAAACUAAGAAAAUCUUGCAAACUA
Messenger RNA from Microcebus murinus (gray mouse lemur), 705 nucleotides. RefSeq names its product endothelial differentiation related factor 1 (gene EDF1). NCBI's taxonomy places the organism in Eukaryota, Metazoa, Chordata, Mammalia, Primates, Cheirogaleidae. The record is from RefSeq and is a predicted model, not a curated record. Gene Ontology annotation, molecular function: DNA binding. Gene Ontology annotation, cellular component: nucleus.